AUGUUAGACAGUCUUUACGGUUCAUAUAAUUCUCAUAUACCUCACGAAAGAAAUCGUGAAGUAUUUGAGGAGAUGGAUGGAUCGAAUGUAGAUUUUGCUUUCGAAGACUUAGUAAAUUUCGAGGAAACUCCGACGUUAACCUUUGAUGAAGCAUUUUCUGAGUUAAUACAAUACUACCGAUCAUUACUCGGUAUGAAUUCCUUCUUAGCUCGGUAUAAUGUCAGUAUUCAUUAUUAUAGAUCGGGUGUUUACAAUUCUAAGAAGGAAGCAUAUGAAAAAUAUUGCCAGUACGCGCAUUCAACUAGAUUUAGUGUUCGGAAAGAUCAUCAUCAUUUUUGGCCAAAUAUAAGGAAAAUCAAAUCAAAGGAUUUUAUGUGUUCUAAAUCAGGUUUCAAGAAGGCGAAUGAGAGUGAUACUAAGGUAAAAUAUCGAAGAUCAUGUACAAGAACAGGAUGUCCAGCCAUGGUUAGAUUUUUGGUGAGUCAAGAUGGGGUUUGGGCAGUGAAUAAAUCUAUAGAAAGUCACAAUCACGAACUGGCUAGGCCGGAUGAUCAACAUUUGCUCAAGUUAUCUAGGAGCAUUAGUGAUGAUAAUGCAGCUAUUUUGAAAUCUAUGUCAGAAGUAGGGAUAAGAACUGUCGAUGCAUUUACAUACCUAUCUAAUGAAGUUGGAGGUGUGGGUAAUCUUGGAUUCAAGAAGCAGGAUGCAUACAACUACAUCCAAAAAGAAAGAAUAGCAAAGAUCGAGACUGGAGACACUAAUUCACUGAUCAAGUUGUUUAAAAAACGGGCAAUUGAUGACAACAUAUUUGCCUGGGAUGUUGAAACUGAUGAAGAUGGGUGUUUGUUGAAUUUCUUCUGGGUGGAUGAUCUUGGUAGAAUUGAUUAUGCCUAUUUUGGGGAUGUGAUUAUAUUCAAUAAUAGUUAUCGUUUAAAUAAAUAUAACUUAGCUUGUGCCCCAGUUGUCGGAGUAAAUAAUCACUGGCAAAAUGUUCUACUAGGAGUUGCAUUUUUAUCUGAUGAGACUAUAGCUUCCUUUACCUGGCUUUUUCGAACAUUUAUUAAAAUCAUGGAUAACAAACAUCCCAUUACCAUUUUUAUUGAUCAGGACCAAGCCAUGGCCAGGGCAAUAGAGAUUGCAUUGCAUCAUGCACGACAUCGAUUGUGUCAAUGGCAUCUCUACAAAGAGGCACCUUCAAACUACCAUAUAGUAAAGCUCGGUACUACUCGGUAUCACUCGGUACUACUCGGUAUUGAUAUAGUACCGAAUUUUUCAGUAGUUCAAGAAGGUUUAGUCGUAGGAGGUGGUGCUGGUUUAGGAGUAGUAUCAAGUGCCGCUGGAAGUUCACUUGUUGAAGUUGGAGUAGGUUCAGGUGCUGGUGCAAGUUCUUUUUCAGUAGUUGGAGACGGUUCAGUUGUAGUUGGUGGUGCAAGUUCACUUGUAGAAGUUGGAGCAGUUUUAGUUUGA
Dendrobium catenatum is the source of this 1467-nucleotide messenger RNA. RefSeq names its product protein FAR1-RELATED SEQUENCE 5-like. Bases 1 to 1467 code for a protein of 488 amino acids. Lineage: Eukaryota; Viridiplantae; Streptophyta; Magnoliopsida; Asparagales; Orchidaceae. The record is from RefSeq and is a predicted model, not a curated record. The transcript is spliced from 5 exons.